AUCUCGAACAAAGGCCAACCAACUCCGAUCCUACGUCUGUCUCGCUCUUUUCUUUCUUUUCCUCCUUCAUCAAAGCAAAGCUCGAUACAAUCGAACGACCAUGUUAUAGUUCAUCCAUCAUCUCGUGCAACGGCCCUCUCCAACUACGAAUCUGCGCCGUUUGGAUGGCAACGCUCCCGACAUCACCAUCACACGCAUCACGCCCAGCCUUAUCGCUUACGCGUCAUCCUACUCCUAUCCUCUACCACCGACAGCCUCGAAUCGAUCCAUCCAUCUAAGACCUCCAUUCCCUCUUCCCUCUCUCCCGCUCGAUCGAUCGUCCCGAGAAUAAGCAACGCGACACAGACCUUGAGAAAGCUAGCCGACAACGUAACCCUUCUGCGGGCGACAUUUCUUUUUUCUUCGUCUCUUGCCAAAACAAUAAAGAAAAAAAGAAAAAAGAAUCCAAAUGCUCCGCAGAAAAGAGGUCUACACGACCAUCACGCCCAUCCCCGGCUUCAUCCCCCGCCAGCUCGCCAUCGACAUCCUCCACUCCCACUCCGAAGUCAUCACCCUUAACCCCCUCGUCCUCGACCACAAACCCAUCCCCGCGCCCCGCGACGCCGCCGCCGACGAGUACUACUCGACAUGGUACGAGAUCACCGAGCGCAUGCAAUGGAUCCCCGGCCUGGGCAAGAUGGGCUCCGGCAAGAUCAAGUUCACCGGCUGCUUCCACGACAUGCCCUGGGGCCUGCAGACCCACACCUACGUCCCCAUGGGCAUCGACAUCCGCAUCAAGUACCGCAUCGACGGGAACCAGCCGGGCCUCGAGCCGCCGCAACCCCCGGAGCUGGGCCUCGCCGAGCUGGGCGCCCCCGCCGACGGCCUCUACCUCCGCGAGGACAUUGAGAUCCGCUGCAACGUCACCAUGGUCGGCUUCGUCAAGUCCGAGCUGAAAGCCGCCUCCAAGGAGAUGGUGUCGCGCAUCAUCAAGAAGGCCGAGCUCCUCGACGCCGGCGUCCUGUCCGCCAUGUUCGAGGACGGGAAGCUGCGCACCAUUAAUCCCAACGACCGUUCUCAGAGCGUCCGCCUCAAGUCGCCACCGCCGUCUACUACCAGCCCCAGUGCCUACAGCACCCAUGCUGUCCUCGCCGGCACCGACCGUCCCGGAACCGCCGGGUCGUCUGCGCCGUCUUAUUACCCCCAGCACCCCCACCACUACCACCCCCAACAGAAGCCGCAGCAGCCGCAGCAGCAGCAGCAACAAUAUCCCCAGUAUCCACUGACUCAAAUCGCGGAAUUGCCUCCAGCACAUGUCCCUCUCCACCAUCCUGUCGAACAGACAACCUUCAUCGCCGAACUCCCGGGGAACUACUACCACCCACAAACCUCCCCGAGGCUGCCCCAACAACAACAGCAACAGCAACAAGCAGACACGCCCCUCCCUUCGCCCAACCUCCACAACUACAACCCCAACCGCGACUCCCGCGACUCCCGCGACUCCCGCGCCUCCGUCCUGUCCAACACCAACAGCGGCAUGUGGCGCUCGCCACAGCCGAGCCCGCAGUUCCCCCCCCCCGCCGGCCAGCCCAGUCCGUUGUUCGCCUCGUCGAGGCCGACGUCCCUUGCUUCGUCUGCCCCGAGACAGUCGUGGCCCGUGGAUACGGAACAGGCGGGGAAGGGCUAAGGCGGGGUGUAUGCAGAUGUCUAACGCGUAAGGGGGGGAGAGACGUUGUUUUUAAUUCAGGAUAGUGCUUGGAAUCCGGUCUUGGGAUAAUGGAUGUCAUGUUUCACAUGUAUCGACUGAAUAUGGAAAUAUUGGGAAAAUUAUGUUUGACCUCGAUGAUGGAGCAUUCUUGUCAUUUGUCAUUUGUCUGUAUCAUAGUAUGAGUUGAACGGAUUCGGAUGUGCCCGUCAUAUAGACUCGUCCAUCCUCCAUCCACUUAAAACUAUUCGCACGUCA
Messenger RNA from Sodiomyces alkalinus F11, 1942 nucleotides. RefSeq lists its product as hypothetical. Bases 449 to 1666 code for a protein of 405 amino acids. The record is from RefSeq and is a predicted model, not a curated record. NCBI's taxonomy places the organism in Eukaryota, Fungi, Ascomycota, Sordariomycetes, Glomerellales, Plectosphaerellaceae. The transcript has a single exon.